CAUUGUAAGAGGUCCUUCACGUAUAUACGCGCCGCUAGGGCCAUGUUUUCCAGUAAAACUGAUGGACCACGCCGAGGACGGUCUUUCGACUCAAUUAACAAAUAUUAUGAGGAGAAACAAUUCAACAAUGAGAUAAACAAGUCUUCUUUUAACAAUACUGAUGAGGACCUAGUCAAAACCCUGUCCUCUGAGAAAGAACACACUGCAGUUGUCUUCUCUCUGAAGAAUGAAGUAGGUAACCUUGUAAAGGCACUAAAGAUUUUUCAGGAAUACCAAAUUAAUCUUUUGCACAUUGAGUCACGGAGGUCUAGAUGCAGCAACUCCGAGCUGGAAGUGCUUGUCAGCUGUGAAAGUGAGCGAGAGAUUCUGACCACGAUUAUCCAGCUACUGAGAAAGCAGAUGAAUGACCAUACCACAGACCCCCUGGACAAACUCUGCACCCCUGAGGAUGACAUCCCAGAAGAGCCCUGGUUCCCCAAGAAGAUGUCAGAUCUUGACAAGUGUGCCAAUCGUGUUCUGAUGUAUGGAUCUGCCCUGGACUCUGAUCAUCCUGGAUUUAAAGACAACGUCUAUCGUAAGAGGCGAGAAUUCUUCGCAGACCUUGCAAUGAACUACAGACACGGAGACCCAAUCCCGCGGGUGGAGUACACAGAGGAGGAGGUGCGGACAUGGGGGGUGGUGUUCGGGGAACUGAACAAGCUCUACCCCACACACGCGUGCAGGCAGUACCUUCGCAGCCUUCCCCUGCUCUCACAGCACUGCGGCUACAGGGAGGACAACAUCCCUCAGCUGGAGGAUGUGUCCCGCUUCCUCAGGGAGCGCAGCGGUUUUACAAUCCGCCCUGUUGCUGGGUACUUGUCCCCCCGUGACUUCCUGGCAGGGCUGGCCUUCCGUGUGUUCCACUGUACCCAGUACAUUCGCCACAGCUCGGCACCGCUCUACACACCCGAACCGGACACAUGUCAUGAAUUGCUAGGGCACGUGCCACUGCUAGCAGAGCCCACCUUUGCUCAGUUCUCACAGGAGCUUGGCUUGGCAUCGCUGGGGGCCCCUGACGAUGCCGUGCAGAAACUGGCAACCUGUUACUUCUUCACAGUGGAGUUUGGCUUGUGUAAACAGGAAGGGAAGCUGAGAGCCUAUGGAGCUGGUCUCCUCUCAUCUAUCAGUGAGCUGCAGCAUGCGCUCUCCAGCAAUGCCACAGUCCUGCCGUUUGAGCCCAAAGUCACAUGCAGACAGGAGUGUCUGAUCACCACCUUUCAGGAGGUUUACUUCAUGUCUGAGAGUUUUGAGGAGGCAAAGGUUCGAAUGAGGGAGUUUGCUAAGACAAUCAGGCGCCCAUUCACUGUGCGCUACAACCCAUACACGCAGAGCAUAUGUGUGUUGAAGGAUGUGCCCAGCAUCACCGGCAUGGUGGAAGAGCUCCGGCAUGAGCUGGAUGUGGUGGGUGAUGCACUGCAGCGGCUCAACAAACACCUGGGCAUCUAAUACCACCAAACCCCACCCAUGUCAGGAGGAGCAGAUUCCUAACCCCGCCCAUGUCAGGGCUACAGCACUGUGGCAUUCGAUGUGUUUCCUGCUGCAAAAAACUUAAUUCAUAGAGGGAUUGACAGGUGCAUUAAAUCAGGGAAAGCAUUAAAUUUUGCAAUCCUGUGGCUCAGCAGAACUAGUUUGAUAUCCUUUUCCUAAUCACCAAUAAUUCUUUAUAUAUAAUAUAAUAAUAUAAUAAUCUCUGAUUGCUGUUUAAUGACACUGCUAUCACUAAUGUUUUAAACACUAAAUUCACUCAUUAGCAAGUGUCAAACCACUGAUACUGUUGCUACUACAGAGGAAAUCCAGUGCUUUUGGCUUCACACCCAUGUCCAUCCGAGUUAAAUGGCUUAAUAAAAGAAAAUUGUUAAUCUUUGAAAGACACAUUUUUCUUUGAAGAAUCAAAUUCUUCAAAUU
Electrophorus electricus (electric eel) is the source of this 1944-nucleotide messenger RNA. It is a transcript of the gene tph1b, whose product is annotated as tryptophan hydroxylase 1b. Gene Ontology annotation, molecular function: iron ion binding; tryptophan 5-monooxygenase activity. Gene Ontology annotation, biological process: serotonin biosynthetic process; aromatic amino acid metabolic process. Gene Ontology annotation, cellular component: neuron projection. Lineage: Eukaryota; Metazoa; Chordata; Actinopteri; Gymnotiformes; Gymnotidae. The record is from RefSeq and is a predicted model, not a curated record.